UCGAUUUAUCAUCACAGUCUCGUCAUGAUCAUGAAUAACUUCUAUUUAUUGAUCGCAGUAAUUGUGGUGAUUCUUCCACUAGCACUUAGCAAAGACUACUGCAGUGGGGUGUACAAGAAGGUCUGCGAAAAUAAAGGUGAACAUGUUGGAUGUCGACCUAAAGACUUUCGAGAUUAUCCAUCGUGCAGUAACCAACAUCCGAAAAUGAUCGCCAUGAAAUCGAACUACAAAAAUUAUAUUUUAAAGCGCCAUAAUCAGCUUAGAAACAAGCUUGCUAGCGGUACAAUGAGUUCUACGCACGGAACCUUCCCAAGCGCCAUGAAUAUGUCGGAAUUGAAAUGGGACGAUGAAUUAGCGAAACUAGCUGAAUAUAAUGUUAAGCAAUGCACUAUGAAUCAUGACCGUUGCAGAAGCACAGCCAAGUUUCCUGAUGCUGGUCAAAAUAUCUACUACUCGUCAUGGUCUCAAAAACGAUCGAAGGAUAAGACAAAGCUUAUCGGUGAAGCAAUCCAAGCAUGGUGGGAUGAGCAUAAAGAUUUCUACAUUAACGAAGUCGCCAAAUUCGAAGGUCAAAGCAGAGGAGUUCUGCAUUUUACCGCUAUGGCUGUUGAUUAUCAAACACAUGUUGGAUGUGCCAUUUCGGAAUACGAUUAUGCUGGCACUGGAGACACAUUUUUAAUGACCUGCAACUAUUCAUCAUGGACUUGGAUGGGUCAACCGAUCUACAAGAAGGGGCGUGCCUGUUCGAAGUGUAGGAAAUGCGACAAAACCUACAAAUCUCUCUGUGAAUAGAUGAGACCAUAAUAAUAAUGUAACUUCAGGGCGAAUGGAAUUAAAAUCGAUUUCAUACAAAUGUUCUAAAGAAUAUGUCGUUUUAAAUUCUAUC
Molecule: messenger RNA, 886 nt
Organism: Armigeres subalbatus
Lineage: Eukaryota; Metazoa; Arthropoda; Insecta; Diptera; Culicidae
Product: antigen 5 like allergen Cul n 1-like
Exons: 5
Coding region: 25-792 (255 amino acids)
Source: RefSeq, a predicted model, not a curated record